GGGCGGGGGCUUUUAUUUUGAUACAGUGUGAAUUCCCCUCCGUGUAGCCGGAUGAGGCUUGUGGAGGUUUGGCUCGACUUUCUUCAGUUUAAGGUUAAAUUAGUCUCGGAACCGAAUCGAAGUCUCCGAUUAAAGAAGUCGGAAACACAGCGGAGCAAGACGAGACUGGUGUAAUUAUUUGGACAAAAUGGCAGAAGGUGCAUUGAUGCCUGAGAAGCCUGAGGAUGAAGAACAAGAGAUGUACUCUACAACGUCGCUAACGUCCCACGAUCCUCAGACAUUCUCUGCAACGUUGUCAACGUCCCGUGACCAUGAGACGUUCUCUGCGACGUUGCCAAUGUCCUGCAACCCUGAGACGUUCUCUACAUCACCAGCAUCCCGCAACCCUGAGACAUUUUCUGCAACGUUGCCAACGUCCCACAACCCUGAGACAUUCUCUGCAACGUUGCCAACGUCCCACAACCCUGAGACAUUCUCUGCAACGUUGCCAACGUCCCACAACCCUGAGACAUUCUCUGCAACGUUGCCAAUGUCCCGUGACCCUGAGACGUUCUCUACAACAUCAGCAAUGUCUAGCAACCCUGAGACAUUCUCUGCAACGUUGCCAACGUCCCACAACCCUGAGACAUUCUCUGCAACGUUGCCAAUGUCCCGUGACCCUGAGACGUUCUCUACAACAUCAGCAAUGUCUAGCAACCCUGAGACAUUCUCUGCGACGUUGCCAAUGUCCCGUGACCCCGAGACAUUCUCUGCGACACUGUCGACGUCGCACAACCCUGAGAUGUUCUCUACAACAUCAAUGUCUCGAAACCCUGAGACAUUCUCUGCGGCGUUGCCAACAUCCCGUGACCCUGAGAGGUUCUCUCCUGCGUUGCCAACAUCUCGUGGCCCUGAGACGUUAUCUACAUCACCAACAUCCCGCAAGCCUGAGACGUUCUCUGCACCAUUACCAACGUCUCACGACCCUCAAACGUUCUCUGUCACGUUGCCAACGUCCCGCAACCCUGAGGUGUUCUCUGCGCCAUUGCCAACAUCUCGCGACCCUGAGACAUUCUCUACAGCACCAACAUUCGGCAAGCCUGAGACAUUCUCUGCACCGUUGCCAACGUCUUGCGACCCUGAGACGUUCUCUGCGACAUUGGCAACAUCUCGCGACCCUGAGACGUUCUCUGCAACGUUGCCUAUGUCUCGCGACCCUCAGACGUUCUCUGCAACGUUGCCUACGUCUCACGACCCUCAGACGUUCUCUGCAACGUUGCCUACGUCUCGCGACCCUCAGACCUUCUCUGCAACGUUGCCAACGUCGCGCGACCCUCAGACGUUCUCUACAACGUCGUCAACAUCUGGUGAUCCUGACAAUUUCUCUACAACGUCGCCAACGUCCCAUGACCCUGAGAUGUUUUCUAAAACAUUACCAACAUCUUGCAACUCUGAGACGUUCUCUACAACAUCACCAGCGUCCUGCGAACCUGAGACGUCCUCUACAAAGUCGCCAACGUCUUGCAAUCCUGAGAUGUUCUCUACAACGUCACCAAAGUCCCACAAGCCCAAGACAUUGUCAUUGACAACUGUGCUGACAUCGCGCUCCAAAAAACCCUUUGUGAAGUCAGUGGAGACGGAUCUAUCCAUGGCUGACAUUGAGGCAAUCCAAGAAGAAAAUCACCACCUGAGGAAGAGGGUGGCGUCUGUGGUGAAGAAAAUAAAGCAGCGUGAGUUCUACAACCUAAGAAAGCGUGUGGAGGUUUCCGACCCGUCCAGGCUGCGCUCGGACUGUAACGGGAGGAGCAGACGUAAACAGCGGACCCCCUUAAAGCUGUGUUCGAUGCGGAUGGUGGACUACACAGGGUCCGAGGAUGCUGAGGGAGCAGACAGCGAAAUUCUAUCGGACGAAGAAGAAGAAGGAGAAGAAGAGGACGAAGUUUACAAAAUUGUUCCUCCACGGUCCAAAAGAAAGAAAAGGGAAGACUUGCCGUCGCGACCGGUUCCCAAGAAGGAGAAGCGCUAUCACUGCCUGUACUGUGAGAAGAGCUUCUACAACUCCGGCAACCUUAAUGCGCACCACCGAAUUCAUACUGGAGAGAAGCCGUACAAAUGCUCGUACUGCGAGAAAAGCUUCACGCAGUCCGGACAGCUGAAGUACCACGAGAGGAAGCACACCGGAGAGAAGCAGCCGGAGCCGCGGAAGAAGAAGAAAGAGAGCAAGAAGAAUCUGGUCCCGUGCCCUUACUGCGGGAAGUGCUUUCCCAGCCAGUCGCACGUCAUCAUGCACCAGAGAAUUCACACCGGAGAAAGGCCGUACGUCUGCUCGCACUGCGGGAAGAGCUUCCGACAGAAGGGCCGCUUGAGGGCGCACGAAAGGCUUCACACCGGAGAGCGUCCCUUCUCCUGCUCCGAAUGUGGGAAAACCUUCAACGAGAAAAAAGACUUCAAGAUACACCAGACGGUUCAUACCAAAGAAAAGCCUUACCUGUGCUCUGUGUGUGGGAAAAGCUUCUCCAGGCCUGACGGCCUUUACUUCCAUCAGAAGAUCCAUAGCGACGUCAGGGCCCACUUGUGCUCCCUCUGCGGCAAAAGUUUCAUCCGCCUGGGGGCGUUGAAGAACCACCAGCGGACGCACAGCGACGAGAAGCCCUUCCUUUGUCCCCUGUGCGGAAAGUCCUUCAAGACGCCGCCGUACCUGCAGAAGCACAUCCGGACGCACUCCGGGGAGCGUCCCUACAGCUGCUCGCUCUGCGGCGAGAGCUUCUCGCGCUCCGACAACCUCGUGAGUCACGAGAAGAGGCACACUGGAGAAAGGCUGCACGAGUGUCCGCGCUGCGACAAGGCCUUCAUCCUGCCUGAGCUCCUGGUGGCCCACCAGGAGGUCCACACCGGAGAAAGACCGUACCGUUGUUCUGUGUGCGGAGAAACCUUCAGCUACUCCGGGUCUCUGCUGACGCACCAGAAGAAGCACACCGCGGAGGAACUCAGCGACAGCCCGCAGCCAGACUCCCAAGACGCCCAAGACCCCCAAGACCUUUAAAAACAAAUACCAAGUUAUCCUUUACCUCAAACGUAGUCGAUCACACAGCGCACGUUUGGUGUCUCAACUUGGUUUCGUUAGGUUUUUGCAGUGGAGCUUGGAGGCUAACGUAGCUAACGAGUAACAGAAUUAGCUUCACCAGUUAGCAUGGUGCCUUCACCAUCACGCUCGCCUCAAACCUUGUGGAGAUGUUCAGUAAUCUCUAAUAGACUUGAUUAUGUGGUUUGUAGGUGUGUCUUCUUUUCGGUAUGCAUUCCACAUGCGUAUUAAAACCAAGAAGCGAGGCUUUUUUCCAGUAUGUGUUCUUGUUAUGUACUAAAGCCAAGAGGUACUGUUUAUCUUCGGGGUGUAUUCCAAGAGAUAAGGCUUUUCUCCAGUAUGAAUUGACGGUACGUAUUGAAGCUGAGAGGUAAGUCGUCUCUCCAGUAUGCAUGCAUGUAUGUUUGUGUAUGAAAGCUCAGCAGUAAGGCUGUCUCCAGUAUGAGUUCUCUGUAUGUUUCAAACAUCCUAGGUCAGGCUUCUCUCCAGUAUGUAUUCUUUGUGCAUUCUGAGAGGCAGGGCCUCUCUCCACUGUGUAUUUCUUACACGUAUUGAAGCUCAGCAGUGAGACUUUUGUAUGUGUUGAUGCCCAGAGGUACGACACAGCUUUGGUAUGUAUUAAAGCCAAGAGGUAGUGUGGUAUCCAGUAUGUAUUCUUUGCACAUAUUUAAAUAUAUUCCUGUAUGUAUUUGUUUAUGCGUUUUUUAU
Molecule: messenger RNA, 3769 nt
Organism: Colossoma macropomum (tambaqui)
Lineage: Eukaryota; Metazoa; Chordata; Actinopteri; Characiformes; Serrasalmidae
Product: zinc finger protein 256-like
Exons: 4
Coding region: 188-3022 (944 amino acids)
Biological process (GO): regulation of transcription by RNA polymerase II
Molecular function (GO): RNA polymerase II cis-regulatory region sequence-specific DNA binding; DNA-binding transcription factor activity
Source: RefSeq, a predicted model, not a curated record